Planococcus citri (citrus mealybug) is the source of this 3025-nucleotide messenger RNA. Its product is annotated as heat shock 70 kDa protein II-like. Gene Ontology annotation, molecular function: ATP-dependent protein folding chaperone; ATP binding. The record is from RefSeq and is a predicted model, not a curated record. Bases 164 to 2146 code for a protein of 660 amino acids. The transcript is spliced from 6 exons. Lineage: Eukaryota; Metazoa; Arthropoda; Insecta; Hemiptera; Pseudococcidae. Gene Ontology annotation, cellular component: cytosol; plasma membrane; nucleus.
AAAAUGUAUCGUAUCCCGCCAAAGUAUUAUAGCGAUAAAUUAUAAUUUUUGUUCACAAUCGUCGUAAAUUCAGUUUAGAGCGUGAGAGCAAGUUAAUUAGCACGAACAGCGAUCCAUCUCCAUUCGUUAACAAUAAGUUGAAUAAGUAUAUCAAAUCAAAUCAAUGGAUACUCCAGCGAUCGGAAUAGACUUGGGCACGACGUAUUCUUGUGUUGGUGUUUUCCAGCAUGGAAAAGUUGACAUCAUCGCUAACGAUCAAGGUAACAGAACUACACCGAGUUAUGUCGCCUUCACGGAUAACGAAGUAUUAGUCGGAGAUGCAGCCAAAAAUCAAUCAACGAGAAACUUGAACAACACCAUUUUCGAUGUUAAACGAUUAAUGGGUCGUAAAUUUGACGAUGUGACAGUUCAGGCAGAUAUGAAGCACUGGCCUUUCCAGGUUAUUGAUGAUAACAACAAACCGAAAAUUAAAGUUGAAAUCGAAGGCACUCCUAAAACGUAUUUUCCUGAAGAAAUUUCUUCGAUGGUAUUGACGAAAAUGAAAGAUACGGCCGAAGCGUAUUUAGGUAAAACGGUCAAAAAUGCUGUAAUCACGGUGCCAGCGUAUUUCAACGAUUCUCAGAGAGGGGCUACUAUUGACGCUGCCACGAUUGCAGGAUUGAAAGUAUUACGUAUAAUUAAUGAACCUACCGCGGCCGCCAUUGCUUACGGCUUGGAACAAAAAAGCCCCGAAGAGCGUAGCGUAUUGAUUUUCGACUUGGGUGGCGGAACUUUCGAUGUCUCCAUUUUAACUAUCCAAAAGGGUGUUUUUGAAGUGAUCUCAACCGCUGGUGAUACUCACUUGGGUGGUGAAGAUUUUGACAACCGAAUGGUCGAUCAUUUCGUCAAAGAAUUCAAAUCUAAAUACAACGAAGAUCUUACUCGUGACAAAAGAGCUCUACGUCGCUUGCGAGCCGCUUGUGAACGGGCAAAAAGAAUCCUAUCGACAGCCACUCUGGCCAAUAUUGAACUCGAUUGUCUCCAUGAUGGUAUUGAUUUCGACAGCUCGAUCACUCGUCCUCGUUUUGAAGAAUUGAACUCGGAUUUUUUCCAACGGAUAAUGAAAGAGGUUGAAAAAGCCAUUCAAGAUGCUAGAAUCAGCAAAACUGAAAUUGACCGAAUCGUUUUAGUCGGUGGCUCGUCUCGUAUCCCGAAAUUACAAGAAAUGCUGCAAGAGCUCUUCGAAGGGAAGGAAUUGGACAAAUCGAUAAAUCCGGACGAAGCAGUAGCCUACGGAGCUGCCGUUCAAGCAGCCAUAUUAAAUGGCGAUAAAUCAAAAGAGGUGCAAGAUGUGGUGUUACUCGACAUUACGCCGUUGUCGUUAGGUGUUGGCACGGGUGAAAACAAUGAAACCAUGAGUGUCAUCAUAAAACGUAACACUCCGAUUCCUGCUAGACACACUAAAGAUUACACCACACGGUUCGAUAAUCAAAAGAAUGUACAUAUUCAAGUAUACGAAGGUGAAUAUACUAAAGUGAAGGAUAAUCAUUUGCUUGGAAACUUCACUCUUCAAGGUAUCCCCCCUGCACUCGCUGGAACACCUCGCAUUGAUGAAACUUUCGAAAUUGAUGCCAAUGGUAUCUUAAAGGUAACCGCAGUUGAAAAAUCUACUGAUAGCACGAAUCAACUGACCAUUUUAUAUGAUAGAGAUCGCCUUAGCAAGGAUGAAAUUGAGCGUAUCAUCCAAGAUGCUGAAAAAAGUCGAAUCAGCGAAAAAAAUCGAAAAGAUGCAUUAACCGCGAAAAAUGCUUUAGAAUCGUAUUGUAUCAACAUCAAGAGCACCGUGCAAGAUGUCAAACUGAAACAUGAAAUUGAUAAAUUUGAUAAGGACAUGAUUUUGAAAAAAUGUGACGAAACCAUUCUCUGGCUGAAUACCGACCAGUCGGUUGAGAAAGAAGUAUUUGAACGUAAGCAAGAAGAAUUGAAAAACAUAUUCGAUGUAAUCAUUUCAAUAGCUAGAUGUCCUGAUAAAAAAAACGAUAAAUAUUGCGAAGUAUUGAAAGUAUCAAAAGAUGCUUCCCAAAAAGAAAUCAAACAAGCCUUCAGAAUGAGACAUAAAUUGAUUUUUGACCAAUGUCUUACGAUCUAUUUCAAUUUUUUAAACUGAAUUUCCACGGAAGUAGCUACCAAAUAUCACCCAGAUAAAUACGAAGGAGACAAAGAAAUAGCAAAUAUGUAUUGGCUAACCAUUCGUCGAGCAAAAGAUUCUCUAAUCAAUCUGGUGAGAGGAAUAUUCCGUAAUUAAGCUGGUGCAUGAAAGUUUACGAAAUACGAAGCUCAACGAUUUUUAUUACCCUUUAAUAGGUAUUUUAUAUUCUGAUUUCAACGCUAUAUUAUUUCGGUCUUUCAAGUUUGUAGGUAGUCGGUUCCAUCGCCUGAUGCGUUCUAAAAAGUAACGUUUUCGUCGUCAUCGCGCAUUUUAAGUACUACUUACAUAAAUAUUUUCCUCUACAGAUUUUAUUAAGUGUAGUUUUAAUUUCAUUUCCAACGGUUUAGUAAGCACUAGGCAGUAUCUGUGAACUGUAAUAAGUACCUAAGCAGAUUUGAAUUCUACUGUGCAAUUUUUCAAAAAUUUUCAAGAAUGAAAAAUUUAUUUUCAAAUUCAGAAAUUUAAGAAACAACCAAAUCAAAUACCUACAGUGUGGUUCUGGCAAAAAAAAGUGCAAAAUAAAAAAAAGGUGCGAAAUCCAAGAAUUGCAAAAAGCAUUAAAAUGUUGUGGUUGAAACUUCUUAUAUUGAAAAUAUAGCAAAUAUCUACUAUUCUAAUUGUGCGUUGUAAUUUUUUAUUUUAUAUUAUUCUUUGCUUGUACUUAUGUUUUUUUUUUAAGAUAGUCGAGAAUGAAAAAUGUACUGUUAGACUUGAAGUUAUUUGUAUUUAGUCAAUAGUGAUGUUACUUACCUAGUUGGCUACAGCAUUAUUUAUAAUCUAUGUAGUUACUACAUAAUGUUUUGAUAAAUAUAAUCAUUUUAUCAUAUUUAAUACAUA